GCCUGGUUUAAGCUUGCCAGAAUGAACGGAACCACCGACAUCUGCAACCACUGCCGGAACAUAAUCAGAGAAAAGGAAAAAGGAAUGAAGAUGUCAAGACACAUAUCAACAGGACCAAGCUCAUUUAUUCCAGAAAAUGAGAUCAUAGGAGCCAUGCCUCUGAGUGACUCCACAGUGAUGUUCUUAGACGAAGAGUUCAGUGGUCGUAUGGACAACAUGACGCAGGUGAUGGGGCUUCACCCACAUUAUCUGCAAGCAUUUCUCCGCUGCCACUAUUAUCUCCUGAGGAUGGACGGCCCACUACCACUUCACUACAGGCAUUAUAUCGCUAUAAUGGCUGCAGCACGGCAUCAGUGUUCCACGCUGGUCUGUCAGCAUGUGCAAGAGUUCGAGCAGAUAGGUGUCUGUUCUGAUUGGCUGAGAGGUCUGGAGUUCUGCCCACAACGACUUCGCAACCUCAACGAGAUUAACAAGAUCCUCGCGCACAGACCUUGGCUCAUUACCAAGCAACACAUACAGGCUCUGGUGAAGACAGGAGAACACAGCUGGUCUCUGGCAGAGCUGGUUCAUGCUGUCGUACUGUUGGCUCAUUUCCAUGCCUUGGCUAGUUUUGUAUUUGGUAGCGGUGUCAACACAGACCCUGAGGUCACAGAGGUCAACGGGGUCACGGAUGACCUUUGCCCUCCAGGCAUGGCGGGUUUAUGCACCUGCCACCUAACAAACAGCAACCAAGCCAACGGGAACCCCGUGUGUAACCCUGACACUGGGAGUGAGCUGAAAGCUCUGAUGGAGAGAAUGAAGCGAUUGUUGGAGGAGAGAGAAGACGAUGAUGCGUCAGAGGAGGAGAUGUUCACUCGUUUUGAGAAAGAAAAGAAAGAGAGUCUUCUAGUGGUGUCUGCAGGGUUUGAUGAGGAAGUGGUGCCUCCUUCUCCCGUGGCUCGGUUUGUAGACGACCCGUCAUUUGGGUACCAAGACUUUGCGCGACACGGAGAAGACAACCCACCCACUUUUAAAGCACAAGACUACUCAUGGGAGGAUCAUGGUUUCUCUCUGGUGAACAGGUUGUACUCUGACAUCGGUCACCUUUUGGAUGAUAAAUUCAGAACGGCAUGUGAUCUUACCUAUUACAACAUGGCCAGUCACGAGGGGGUGGACACCAGCAUGCUGCGCAGGGCUCUCUUCAACUAUGUUCACUGUAUGUACGGAAUACGAUACGACGACUAUGACUACGGUGAGGUGAAUCAGUUGUUGGAGCGCAGUCUGAAGGUUUACAUUAAAACAGUGACGUGUUAUCCGGAGAGAACCACUCGCCGCAUGUACGAGAGCUACUGGCACCAGUUCAGACACUCUGAGAAGGUUCAUGUGAAUUUGCUUCUAAUGGAGGCUCGAAUGCAGGCCGAGCUGCUCUAUGCUUUGAGAGCCAUCACUCAUUAUAUGACCUGACCAACCAGACUCCACCAAUUAUAUGACCGGACCGAUUAGACUUCAUCUUUUAGGUGACUCGACUAAUCAGACCUCACCCUCAAUAUAUGGACAUCAUUAGACCUAAAUGUAACCAAAAGUUGUUGUUGUUUUUUCCAUCAUGGUACAUGUCAUUAGCAAUUACCUUUGCAUAUAGUUUUGAAUUCUUACAAUUGUGUCCAAAAUAAUGUACACAUUUUCUUAGACUGUUCAGAUUGGUAACUAAAUGAAGGACACUGAAUACAAAGCAUUCUGGGUAUAAUCCCAAACAUCAAAAUGGGAUCUAAUGGCAUGUUCAAAUAAAUAGUCAUCCAGAAUUGUGGGUGGGCAGUCAUGACUUUUACUGGAUUAAAAUAUAACCCUUAAUGGUCAGACAAAUCCCAACAUUAAAACAGAAUCAAAUCCUUGGACUUGACCUGUUCAAUCAGACGACGUCAUUUAUGAAAUCAUGACUUGACAAAUCACGAUAACGUGCAAUAUCUUCUCACUGAAAUCUCACUUAUACUGUAAGCUGAAAUACUGGAGGACUGAGUUCACAUUUUGAAACAGGAAGUUGUCUUUUUUUUUCUCGUACUGUAUUUUGGAACAGAACACUGUUUUCCUUUUGUAUUAUCGUCAUAAAUGACAAUAACAGAAUGUGAGACUCCUGUAUGGAAAGUAUUUUCUUUCUUUCUUUUUUUUAAUCCCUGUGCCUUUUUUCUUUCAUUUCACAUUGAAUGUAUUGUUUAGAUUUUUAGCAAUUUGUUUCUAUGCUUUUCAGAUCAACUUGGUUUGGUUUAGUUGUUUACCUGGAAACUAAAGCUUUUGUAGCAUUAUUACUGUACUAUCAGUCCUUUACUAUUUCCUUUGAUCCUCAGUGUUAUGCUUUAGAUAGCAACAUUCAUUUUUAAUAUACAUGUUACUGCCACCUGCAAUAGCCCUACUAAUUGCAUCUCAUAACUUUAUUUCUGUGUGCGUGUGUGCGUGCGUGUGAGCUUUAACAUGUAGCUGAAUGUCUGUCUGUGUAGGACAAAGUAUUUGCACAUCUGUUGUGUAUUUUUAUUUUAUUUUUUUAAUUGGUGCACUUCUGUGAAAGAAACCCAUGAACAGGAGCAUGUGAUAUAUGCACGAUUGCCUGUAGGGAGCGUCUGGAAACUAACUACUUUUGAUACUAUUGAUGUGAUCAUUACUGUCCAUCAUACCAGUUCUCAAAGGUUUAUUUAUAUCGCUUUAAGAAUUAUUACUUCAUAUUUGCACAACUCUAAUCAAGGUGCAGCAUCAGUGUCCUUUAAAAAUAGAUUGUGUCUGAAAUUAAAUGUAUGGUGAAAAGAUAAGCUUUUUAGAAGGAGACAAAGUGUUGCCUGGUCCAGCCUCAUGGACAGUGCCUUAUUCAUGUUUAGAAGCACAGGUUAUGAUUUCAUUUAGUCAAAUGUACACCAGAGAUUGUUCCAUAUGUAUCAACGGAGUAGGUAAAUCUGUCUUUAAAGUGCCUUUCAAACUUAGUUGCAAGUGUUUCAAAGCAUAUGCAGCAGAUUCAGUGGCAAAUCUUCUUUGAUUAAUAGGCAUAUGUUGCAUUUCCUACGUGUUUAAUCUGAUCAAGGUGGUGCUAUGAAGCUUUCAUGUUCUCCACUCAUUAUAAAUGUAUACAUUUCCAAAAUGCCCAUCACAGACCUGUAUGUUUCAAUAAAGUUUCUAAACAAA
Messenger RNA from Sinocyclocheilus grahami, 3141 nucleotides. RefSeq names its product sestrin-3-like. Gene Ontology annotation, cellular component: nucleus. The coding region runs from base 22 to 1443 and encodes 473 amino acids. Gene Ontology annotation, molecular function: L-leucine binding; oxidoreductase activity, acting on peroxide as acceptor. Gene Ontology annotation, biological process: cellular response to L-leucine; positive regulation of macroautophagy; negative regulation of TORC1 signaling. The record is from RefSeq and is a predicted model, not a curated record. The transcript has 10 exons. NCBI's taxonomy places the organism in Eukaryota, Metazoa, Chordata, Actinopteri, Cypriniformes, Cyprinidae.